UUCAGAGGCGCAACGCACACAAGCAAGGCGGCUAGUGGUGCAAGUACAGCCACCCAGUGCGAAGCUCGCUGGUGCAUGCGGCAAUGGCGGCUUCGCUUGGGCUAAACCCUGAAGCUCUCUUCAGCUCCUACUCGUCGUCCUACUCCUCGCCCUUCAUGUCCGGCUACGCGCCGCAGAGCUUCCCGGCGGCCAAUAACACCUUCGUCGACGACGCGGCGGUCUUCUCCUCAGAGCUCGAUGAUCUUUGCCAGCUUGAGUACUCGCCGGCAUCGCUCAUCGACGGCGCCGGAGCCGGGGCUGGGGGCGAUCGCAACGAGAAGUCGAUGUGGUGUGGGGGUCGAGAUGAGAAGAGACCUAGGAGCAGUGGAAGGAUUGGGUUCAGGACGAGAUCAGAGGUGGAGAUCCUGGACGACGGAUUCAAAUGGAGGAAGUACGGAAAGAAAGCUGUCAAGAACAGCCCCAAUCCACGGAACUACUACCGGUGCUCGUCGGAGGGCUGCGGCGUGAAGAAGCGCGUGGAGAGGGACCGCGACGACCCCCGCUACGUCAUCACCACCUACGACGGCGUCCACAACCACGCCAGCCCCGGCGCCGCCGCCAUCAUCCAGUACGGCGGGGGCGGCUUCUACAGCCCGCAGCACAGCGGCUCGCCGUCGGCCGCCUCCUACUCGGGCUCCUACCUCUUCUGACUUCCGAGCGGGUCAUUCUUCCCAGAACGUGCCUCGAUCAGCAGCGAGCACGUGUUGCUACAUCGAGACCGAGGAAUUCUGAGCCUUGACCCGGUGGUUCACCCCAAGUAGGAUGAGAAACGAUAGCGGCCGGCUAGAUUCCGAUCUGCUUGUGGAAUUUUACAGUUGUGCAGUAGCAGUAAUAAUUAAGCUAGAAGUACUUUAAUCACAUCAUCAAUUAGUUACCUCUUCUUAUGACGCAUCAAUCAUCACUAGGAUAACUGAUGACAGCAUGCUUGUUACUUGCCCUCUUUCUUUCUUCUGUUUUAGUUUCUUUUUUUUUGGCAGUCUGUUUUAGUUUCUUUAUGUACACGCUCUUUAAUCUAUACGCGGUUGCUAAAAGGCUGCUGAUUUAAUUAACCUCAGUUCUCAUUUCUCAACAA
Molecule: messenger RNA, 1111 nt
Organism: Panicum virgatum (switchgrass)
Lineage: Eukaryota; Viridiplantae; Streptophyta; Magnoliopsida; Poales; Poaceae
Product: probable WRKY transcription factor 50
Exons: 3
Coding region: 84-689 (201 amino acids)
Biological process (GO): regulation of DNA-templated transcription
Molecular function (GO): DNA-binding transcription factor activity; sequence-specific DNA binding
Source: RefSeq, a predicted model, not a curated record